AUGAGGAAAAACAAGAAGUUGAAUUGUAUUAUACACAUAAGAAACACCUUUUACUCUCAACUUGGAAUUGGGAUCUUGGCCAACACCAUCCUUUUUCUGUUCCAUCUCAUCAAGUUACUCUUUGACAACAGAAUCAAGAACACUGACUUGAUCAUUGGUCUCCUGUCCCUAAUCCACCUACUGAUGCUGCUCAUCAUGGGGUUCAUAGCUACAGACAUUUUUACAUCUCAGCAGGGUCUUUGGGAUGACAUCACAUGUAAAUCAGUUUUCUACUUGUACAGGUUGAUGAGGGGACUCUCCAUUUCAACCACCUGCCUGCUGAGUGUCCUCCAGGCCAUCACUCUCAGUCCCAGAAACUCCUGUUUGGCAAAGUUCAAACCUAAAUCUCCACAUCACACUCUGAGAUCUCUUCUUUUCCUCUGGGUCUUCUAUAUGUCAUUUAGUGCUCACUUCUCCAUCUCCACAGCUGACAAGUCCAAUCCAUUUAUUUUCCACACUGGUAUAUUUUGGGAUGUCUUUCUUCUGGGACUUAUGGCACUUUCCAUUGGGUAUAUGGUGAUUAUCUUGAUUACCUUGUGCAGGCAUAAGAGGCAGUGCCAGCACCUUCACAGCAGCAGUCUGCCUCCAAAAGCCUCCCCAGAACAGAGGGCCACCAGGACCAUCCUUCUGCUGAUGAAUUUCUUCAUGCUCAUGUACUGUUUGGACUGCAUCUGCUUCUCCUUCAGAACUAUGCAGAAAAAUGGCCCUUUUAACACCAUCCCACAACGCAAGGCAGCACAUCUCUGUGACAUCAAGUCAGAACCUACUUUCUCCUGUGUGGAGAACAAGGCAGUGGAGUGUGAGGGCUGGUUUCUGUCUCAACUCUCACUGAUCACAGAGGAUUCCUGGAUGAACUGGAUAACAGAGGGCAGUUAA
Sciurus carolinensis (gray squirrel) is the source of this 915-nucleotide messenger RNA. Its product is annotated as vomeronasal type-1 receptor 90-like. Gene Ontology annotation, biological process: G protein-coupled receptor signaling pathway. The coding region runs from base 1 to 915 and encodes 304 amino acids. The record is from RefSeq and is a predicted model, not a curated record. The transcript is spliced from 3 exons. Gene Ontology annotation, molecular function: pheromone receptor activity. NCBI's taxonomy places the organism in Eukaryota, Metazoa, Chordata, Mammalia, Rodentia, Sciuridae. Gene Ontology annotation, cellular component: membrane.